AUGGAUCCAACGGAGAUCCGCCGUGCCACUCGUGCCGUCAAAUGCGUAGUCGUAGGUGAUGGCACCGUGGGCAAAACCUGUCUACUCAUAUCAUACACGACUGAUUCAUUUCCUGAAGAAUAUGUGCCAACUGUCUUUGACAACUACUCAUCUAUUAUCACGUGUGAUGGAGAAACAGUGUCGCUCGGGUUGUGGGACACAGCAGGACAAGAAGAUUACGACAGACUAAGACCACUGUCCUAUCCUCAGACUGACGUUUUCUUGAUCUGCUUUUCCGUCGUCUCCCCAUCAUCAUUUGAAAAUGUUCUAGUAAAAUGGGCACCGGAAGUUCGUCAUCACUGCAGUGAUGCUUCAAUCAUACUUGUUGGUACAAAAGCGGAUCUCCGUGAUGAUAAGGAUCAGCUCUAUCAGCUGGCCAAAAUUGGACAAUAUCCAGUGAAGAAAGAAGCCGCCGAAAGGAUGGCAAAAAAGAUUCAUGCUUUAAAGUACAUAGAGUCAUCAGCGCUCACACAAGUCAAUGUGAAAAAGGUAUUUGAAGAAGUAGUGCGAAGUGUCUUUCAGAAGCAGAAACCAAUCUUGAAAGAGAAUAACAAAUGCCAACUGAUGUAA
This is a messenger RNA of Rhagoletis zephyria (snowberry fruit fly), 609 nucleotides long. NCBI's taxonomy places the organism in Eukaryota, Metazoa, Arthropoda, Insecta, Diptera, Tephritidae. The record is from RefSeq and is a predicted model, not a curated record.